Messenger RNA from Effrenium voratum, 2457 nucleotides. The record is from the annotation of a GenBank genome assembly. Lineage: Eukaryota; Dinophyceae; Suessiales; Symbiodiniaceae.
AAGGGCAUCCCCCAUAUUGGGAAGCACCCAAAUCGAUGAGCGAUGAGCAAGACGAAGCUGUUUCUGGCAUUGCUGGUGCCGGCCUAUGCGUGGCUUCUCUUUGCACUCUUCUACCUGGAUAAUCCUAAUCAGCAUGGAGGCCACCGUCAGGCGGCCUUCCGAUCUUGCCUCACCGGGUGCCACUGCGAAGCACCGAGUAUAUUGUGGAGCUGCCAAGAGGAGUGCGAGCACCGGUGCGCGUUGGCAGAUAGCGAGCUGCGGUUUGCCGAGGGCCGACCGCAGGUGAAGUAUGGCAAAGGCCGCUGGGCCUUCUACCGUGUGGCACACUGCACUGAGUUUUGGUCUGCGCUCUUCUCGCUCCUGAACGGCCUGCCUUAUGCUUACUUCCUUCUUCAAGGCUAUGUCCACCCCAUGGGCAACGUGCUGGACGUGAGCGCGGGCGCGCAUUGCAUCACAUGGCUGCUCUCAAUGCUCUUCCAUGCGAACACCUGCCGCUUCUUCGAGGACUUGGAUUACCUCGGGGUGGUGCUCACCUGCCUCGCCGAGCUCUCCACUGUGCUGCUGAGGCUUAGCUCCUGCCGCUGGUCCAGGUGGGCCUUGCCGGGCAGCGCGGGGUGCCUGGCGGGCUACGGGCUGCUGGGGGCGGCGCUGGGCUUCCCCUGGCAGCUGCAAGCCACGGUGGCCCAGGGGCUCCUAGGCCUCACCGCUGCGCUGUGGAUUUGGUACGGGGUCCGAGAGAGGCAGCGUGCGCUGACCAAACACUUGGCUUUGCCCUGGGCUGUGCUCAUCACCUUCUGCUCCUUGGAACUGGUGGACGUGGCCCCUUUCACCCUGCCGUGGCCUUUCUUUGGGCACAUCGACUCCCAUUCCCUGUGGCAUCUGGUGACAGUGCCGGUGAAUCUCUGGAUCGUGUACGGCUGGGUCCUGGAGACGACCGGACGCCGUUCUGAAAGUCGUCCGCUCCUGCGCGCAGUGCUGUGGUCCAGCGUUUUCGUCCUCCUCUUUAGCACCGCGAUCUUGCCAUCGUGGCUGGACGCCGGCCGAGUCUGCCAGAACCGGCCGCAAUGUGCGCGGCUGCUGCGAGACACCUGGCUCCUCCCAAUGGACCUGUCAGAUCCACAGUGGCGCGCCUUCCGCGAGCGUCUGCCGCUGCUCGCUGCCGCGCUGGGCUUCCUCGCCCUCCUCCGCGCGCGGCUUCUCCCGACGGCGCGGAGGGCGCGGGCGGCGCUGGCGCUGGGCUUCGCGGCGGUGCUCCACGGACCCGGCGCUUUGGUCUUUCUCGCCUGCCUGCUUGCAGUGGCUGCCGUUCGCCGCGGCGCCGUCCGGGUUUUCAUCAGUUGGUUUCUCGCCUUGGCGCUGCUCUACCUCAAGGACGCGGACUGGGCGGCGCUUCCCGGUGGCCUGCACGACUGGCGGGCGGCGGCCAAGUACGUGGCGCUGAGACUGGUGAGCGUGGCGGCGGACUGGAAGGACCAAACCUUGGCGCAGGUGGUGGACUACUUCUUCCAUCCAGCCCUUUGGCUGGCUGGGCCCAUUAUGUGCUUCCAGGACUUCGCGGCGCAGGAAGGCAAGGGGAAGAUGCCCUGGGGCUAUGCGGCACGCUGGGCCCUGAUGUUGCUCCUUCAGGAGCUUUUGCUGAUGGUCGCUCCCUUCUUCGCCCUCACCAAGACGGGCGUGUCGUUCCUCUCACCCCGACAGUAUGCCAGUCUUCUCUACGGCGCCAUCACCGGGCUGUGGCUGAAGUUCGCCUUGCUCUGGCGCUUCUUCCGCACCUUCGCGCUGGUGGAGGGCCUGCAGCCCCCGGAGAACCUGCCCCACUGCAUCAAUACACACCUGACCCUGACGGGAUUUUGGCAGAGUUGGCACUGCUCCUUCAACCGCUGGGUGGUGCGGUACAUCUAUGUGCCGCUGGGAGGAAGGAGGUGGAAAUUCCUGAACGUUUGGGUGAUCUUCCUGUUCUCCGCUGUCUGGCAUGAUGUGAGUGCCUCCAAUUGGCAGCCUCUCUUCUUGUGGGGCCUGCUGAACGUCCUCCACAUGAGCAUGGAGUGGAGCGUGCAGGAAAUGUGGCGGAGCCGAAUGGCUUGGGUGAAGGACUGGCCCUGCUGGCUGCUGCUGCAAGGCCUUGCAGGCGCGUUGACCAGCGCUUGCAUCGCUGUCACCACCUUCGUUGGGGUCCUCGGGGGCCAAUCCUUCCUGACGGACGCCGCAGCCCAGCUCAAAGCCGCCAGCUGCCUGGACCUGGUUUGCGUGGCUGGGGUGCUGAUGAUUAUCGCGCAGAUCAACCUGGCCCUUCAGGAAAUGGACGGCAAGAAGCAGAGCUGAUCCUCUUCGGCAACUGGACGAAAGCGGUGGUCUUGGAGUGGAUGUUGUCGCCCAGAUCGGCCGUCGACUUACCUCCUCGGACUCGGAAGCUGCUCGCCAACGCGCGCGAGCAACCCCAGUUGCCCAGUGCCCUGU